Peromyscus californicus insignis is the source of this 1383-nucleotide messenger RNA. RefSeq names its product EF-hand calcium binding domain 2 (gene Efcab2). Gene Ontology annotation, molecular function: calcium ion binding. The transcript is spliced from 8 exons. Lineage: Eukaryota; Metazoa; Chordata; Mammalia; Rodentia; Cricetidae. The record is from RefSeq and is a predicted model, not a curated record. The coding region runs from base 854 to 1366 and encodes 170 amino acids.
UAAAAGUGUUUGUAAAAAAGAAAAUAUCCAAGUUUGUUGGCCUUACCCAUGCAACAACAAAACAUUAUAGCCAAGUUUCUCAGGAACCUAGGAUUCAAAAUUCUCAUUGGGAGGUCACGCCAAAUUGCUCUAUCAACAUAUCAACGUGUGUCAUACCGAGACCAGACCGGCAAUUUAUUAGUUGCUAUGAGAACACUAUUUUGUAUCAGAAUUGCAGCCUUGACGACGCAGUGUUUUGUGCCUAUUUUGCACAUGUUUUUCUACAGCGAGUCCUCUCCCGCGAUCCUGGAGAGAGGCCUGGCUUCCUCCGGCAGCCGCCCACGUCCGUUUUCGCUCCAGUUCCCCGGGCUGCGCAGUGGCUCCGCUUAGAGGGCGACCCAGGGGACCCACAGGACCUGCCGGGCGGGCGGGCGGGCGGACGGGCGGGCGCGCGGCCUUUCGGCUGCGAAUGGGACGGGGGGAGCCGCGCGCUCUGCACCCGAGCUCUGCGCAACAACAACAACAAAAUUUUAAAAGCAAAUAAACAAACGAGGCAGGCAGACCUCCGAGGGGGAGCGCCGUGUGCGUUAGCUCUCGGGACAGUCACACACAGGCCAGGGCGGGCUCCGGAACCUUAAUUCAUCCAGGACUCCCCUAGGCCUAAAGCACUCCGGCCUCGGUUCCGGGGGGGAACGCGGAGCGGGCCGCGGGCGGAAGGGGGAGCCCCGCCGCGCGGCCCGCAGGGUUUGGGAUGGGCAUCUCCCGGGCGACGGGCUCCGCACCAAGAUGGCGGAGGAGAAGGACCGGGAAGGCACAGAGGUAAUAGUGGCAGAAUUCCAUAAGAAGAUCAAAGAGGCCUUUGAAGUGUUUGACCAUGAAACGAAUAACACAGUGGAUAGAGAUUGGGACAAUUAUCAGGUCACUGGGAUGCUGUCCUACUGAAGGAGAGCUACAUGAUUUCAUUGCAGAGGUAGAGGAAGAAGAACCCACUGGAUACAUUCGAUAUGAAAAAUUCCUUCCAGUGAUGACCAGAGUACUUCUGGAGAGAAAAUACAGACCAAUUGCUGAAGAUGUCCUUCUUAGAGCUUUUGAGGUUUUGGAUCCAGCUAGACGAGGGUUUCUGACUAAAGACGAACUGGUCAAGUUCAUGACUGAGGAAGCAAUAGAAGCCCUAAUUGAAGACAGAAGUUGGUACCAGAGACUGGGGUAUUGUUGUGAGAGGCCUGACUGUAGUCAGAAAUUUCUCUGUCCUGCCUUGCCCAGCAGUCCAGGUGAGCCUUUUUCUCAAGAGGAAAUGGAAGAAAUGUUGUCUGCUGCAAUUGAUCCUGACUCAAAUUCCAUCAAUUACAGGGACUACAUCACAAUGAUGGUGAUAGAUGAAAAUUAAAUGCUCCAAAGACUUAA